Messenger RNA from Chelonia mydas (Green sea turtle), 512 nucleotides. RefSeq names its product HLA class II histocompatibility antigen, DQ beta 1 chain. Gene Ontology annotation, molecular function: MHC class II protein complex binding. Gene Ontology annotation, biological process: peptide antigen assembly with MHC class II protein complex; antigen processing and presentation of exogenous peptide antigen via MHC class II; immunoglobulin production involved in immunoglobulin-mediated immune response. NCBI's taxonomy places the organism in Eukaryota, Metazoa, Chordata, Testudines, Cheloniidae. Gene Ontology annotation, cellular component: MHC class II protein complex. The record is from RefSeq and is a predicted model, not a curated record.
AUGGGGUGCGGAGAUGGGCAGAGAAGUUCGCGGUCUGGUUCACCCAAGGUGAAAGUUUCCCUGAGAUUGGGGUUCCAGCCCCAUCCUGACCUGCUGGUUUGCUCGGUGAUGCUCGAGAUUAAGUGGUUGAAGAACGGGCAGGAGCAGACGGCCGGGGUGGUGUCCACGGAGCUGCUCCAGAACAGAGACUGGACCUUCCACAUCCUGGUGAUGCUGGAGAUGAGCCCCCGGCACGGGGACGUCUACACCUGCCAGGUGGAGCACAUCAGCCUGCGGGGCCCCCUCAGGGUGCACUGGGCGGCGCAGCCUGACUCCCCCAGGAGCGAGAGGCUGAUGGGGGUCAGGGCCUUCGUGCUGGGGCUGAUCUUCCUGGCGCCGGGACUCCUCACCUUCCUGAAGGCUAAGAAAGGUGAAUGGCUCCGGGAUGGGGCCAGCGGCCCAGGAAAUGAGUCCCCAGUGGGGCCAUGAUGCAAUGGCACUGGAGGGUUUCACUAGAAUUUUGACAGGUUUCA